AUGAAGCUCUUCGCCCUUGUGCUGGCUGUGGCUUUUGCCAUGGUUAGUGGUGAUGAGGUGCAGCAUCUCCGCGGAGAGUCAAAGAGUGCCGCGAAGGAUGAGGAGUCUCCGGCAGUGGGAGCUGUGGUGGCAGAGCCGAAAGAGCCGAAAGAGCCGCAGAGCACCAUGGACCAAGUGCCGAAGCCUGCAGGAGAUGUGGACAAGGAGGAGUCCAAGGGUGCAGUAGGGCCGAAAGCUGGAAAGCUGGAUAGCCCGAAAGAGACAGAGCCUGACGUUGGAGUGGUUUUCGAGGAAGUGGAGGGCACUGAGGAGGAAGCUGAGGACGAGACAUCCGAGAAGGAGAAAGCGGCACACCGCCCUGGCAGGAGACGACCCUGGGGCCCGAGCCGUCGGCGCCCGCAUGGUGCUGGCUGCAGGCGUUGGGUCAACUGCCGCAACGGCUGGUACGGAGGCGUCCGUUGCAGUGGCGGUCGUCAUUGCACAGCCUGGCGUUGA
Molecule: messenger RNA, 495 nt
Organism: Effrenium voratum
Lineage: Eukaryota; Dinophyceae; Suessiales; Symbiodiniaceae
Source: the annotation of a GenBank genome assembly